Drosophila miranda is the source of this 971-nucleotide messenger RNA. RefSeq names its product translin-associated protein X (gene Trax). The coding region runs from base 1 to 891 and encodes 296 amino acids. Gene Ontology annotation, molecular function: RNA binding; sequence-specific DNA binding; RNA endonuclease activity. NCBI's taxonomy places the organism in Eukaryota, Metazoa, Arthropoda, Insecta, Diptera, Drosophilidae. Gene Ontology annotation, cellular component: nucleus; cytoplasm. The record is from RefSeq and is a predicted model, not a curated record. The transcript is spliced from 2 exons.
AUGCCGAAACAUGCUGGAGGUAACCAACGUGGCAAUGCUCAUAAGAAGCGACAGGUUGCUGUGGAUGAGGACAAUCCCAUAGUUCAGGCAUUCCGAAAUUAUUCGAUUGAAUUGACAACGAAACACGAUCGCCAUGAGCGUAUUGUGAAGCUGAGUCGCGACAUUACCAUCGAGUCCAAGCGAAUUAUAUUCACCUUGCAUUCGAUCGACUCGCGUAAGCAAAACAAGGAGAAGAUUCUGGAGGAGGCCCAGAAGCGUCUCCAAAAAUUGAUUGAUGUCAACUUUCGGGCCAUAGCGUUGGAACUGCGUGACCAGGAUGUGUAUCAGUUCCGCAAUGCGUACUCCGCAGGCCUGCAGGAGUUUAUCGAGGCAUACACCUAUAUGGAGUAUCUGUCCCGCGACGACAACGACGAGACACCCAAGUCUGUGUCUGACUGGCAGGCCUUGCAGUCGGUGAUGCAAUACGUGGAGGAUCCAAGCAAAGCCAAAGACGAGGGAGCAUCUGUCGAAGAAAUGGAUGUGGACGAAGAGAAAGGCGGCGAGGGGCAGGCCAAGAAGUUUCAGUUCUUCAUUGAUCCCACAGAGUACGUGCUGGGAUUAUCCGACCUAACCGGCGAACUGAUGCGCCGAUGCAUAAAUUCUUUGGGCAGCGGAGACAUCGAUACCUGUAUGGAGACCUGCAGCACUUUGCAGAUGUUUUACACGGGUUACAUCAGCUUGAACUUGCAGCGUGCUCGGGAGUUGUGGCGCAAGAUUACCACUAUGCGACAGAGUGUCCUCAAGGCAGAGAAUGUCUGCUACAAUGUUAAAGUACGUGGUGGCGAGGCAGCCAUUUGGGGCUCAAAUUUCGACCAAAAGCCUGCAGAAAAUGUCGAUGAGGGCUUCUACUAAUGUAAUCACUUAAAUAUUUACAUUAAAUUUUAUUAUCAACGGAUUAGCGCUAGAAUUUAAUAUAACAUUUUAAAAAUCUA